AUGGAGGUGUAUAGCCAGAGAAGUAGUGAGAAUGAGCCAGGCUGGGAGAUCCUGAGAGAAAUGACAGUGGUGGUGACUGUGAAGAAGUGGUGGAACCUUCCAAAGGGGGUGGCAUUUCUCCCAUCCAGCCUGUUGGUGCCCAGUGGGAUGAUCAAGGGUGGACCCCUGGAACAGAAGUACUGAUAGAAGCAGUUCCAUUUUCACUGGGGGGCCAUCGAUGCCUGGGGCUCCGAGCACACUGUGGACAGCAAGUGUUACUCAGGGUAGCUGCACUUGGUGCAUUGGAAUGCAGCCAAAUUUGAAGACUUUGAGGCUGCAGCACUGGCAGAAAACGGUUUGGCUGUGAUAGGAGUACUUUUAAAGCUUGGCAAACAUCAUAAUGAGCUAUAGAAAUUGGUGGAUACCUUGCCAUCAAUUAAGCAUAAGGACACCCUGGUGGAAUUUGGGUCUUUUGACCCUGGCUGCCUAAUGACCAGCUGCCCAGAUUACUGGACCUACUUGGUGUCCUUGACUACCCCACCACUCUAUGAGUCCAUCACCUGGAUCACUAAGAAGCAGCCUGUAGAGGUGGACAAUGAUCAGGUACAUUCUGUCCACAUUUCUGUAUGAGGCCAU
This is a messenger RNA of Manis pentadactyla (Chinese pangolin), 615 nucleotides long. RefSeq names its product carbonic anhydrase 5B, mitochondrial. The record is from RefSeq and is a predicted model, not a curated record. Gene Ontology annotation, cellular component: cytoplasm; mitochondrion. The transcript is spliced from 5 exons. Gene Ontology annotation, molecular function: zinc ion binding; carbonate dehydratase activity. NCBI's taxonomy places the organism in Eukaryota, Metazoa, Chordata, Mammalia, Pholidota, Manidae.